AUGCUUCAGUGGCCCCUACUGGAGUUUCUGGUGUCUCAGACCUUCCGGCAACAGCACUCCUACGUCUGCAGCCCCGCGUUCUUGGCUGCCAGCAGAGCAUGGAUUGAAGGGCAAGUUUUCAAGUAUUCUCCAACAGCUCUGGCCGAACGCUACGAAGCCGUUGCUGCGGAUUUGCGUCCAGUUUACAAUUUGUUGCAAGGGGUGUUGACCAGCGCCGUGUCCUCGGAAACGGUGAGCACUGACAAUGCACAUGAUGGAGUGGCAGACCGCCUGUAUGUCAAGUGGGCCAAAGCUCUCUCGAAGGUGGCAUUCGAUGUUAAGGUGUCAGAGUCAGAGUCACAGCUGAUCGAGGAUGAAGCGGGCAUUUGUGACGAAAUCGAUGCCGUUGCCUUCCCCAAUGCACAUCUCCGGCGAGGACAAAUUUACUUGACGCCCGCUGCAAGCUUCCAAGGGCGAUUUGUUGGCUUCCCUGAGUGCCCACAGGGCUUGAUUGCUGGCCUGUCCGCAUGUUUGGCAGUGAAGAAUCCGCAAACACUUGCCCGAUUUCAGAGGAUAGUCAAUGCGUCUGCAUCUUGGAGGGAGGAUCCAUUUGGGCAUGUGCCGGAGCUUUGGAAGGGCUUCUUCUCUGUGACGCGGUCCGCGCGAUGGGAAAACCUGACAGAUUCGCUUCACAAAGCGGAAGCUUUUGCUGGCUUACGGGCAUCUGGAAUCUUUAGCCAUGGAAGAUCCUCCAGAGCCAUCCUUAGACGGGUGGAAGUGGAUUGGGCAUUGCUCAAAAUCUACUCACGCCUGCUGACCCCUGUAACACCACUGGACCUCUCAAGGACCCCCAUACGCGUAGGCCUCGCAGAGUUCUGGUGGAACCUUGCUGGCAUGACAGAUGUUGGAUUCACCCAAUGGGAGUGGAUGCACUUGGGCCUGCCGGUUCUUGCUACAGGUGCAGAGUCUUACAUCGCGAAUGGAUGUGCUACCUCUGCAAAGUUCGUUUGUCCACAUGUACUGCUUCGCAUGCGCAACCUGUCACGAUUCCAUAGCGGAAGGUCCCAAGCUUUGCAGCUCCAGUUUGACAUAGAGGCACUCUUGGAAGCCGCGUUCGAGCUGGGACGGGAUGGAGAUGCGACGGCCAUGGCGAGAUUCAGGGCCAUGAUGGUGCCAGUCCUGUCUGAAAUCCGAUGUCGCUGUUGCAAAGACUGCGCGGUUCAGACGUCGCCACUCACCCGGCUCCCAGACGAGCAAUUCAGUGACUGGCAGCUUGCAUACAGGCUCGGCCGUGGGGCUCUCACCUUGCAGCGGCGGGUAUUGUCCCAGCUGUCGCAGGACCAUCCUGCACGGCCAAUUGUCGAGGAAGUGGUGCGAAAGGAUGGAAAAUGGUGUGUAGGAGGUGAUCAGGGCUGCCACUCCACCCCGUCGCAUUGUUACCCCUACGACGAGCUCUUCGAAUCUAUACGGACCGAGAGGUACAUGCGCACACACAACGAUGGCUACAGCGGAUACCCACGGCUGCGCGUCAUGCAAAUCGGGAUUUGUAUGGGUCAAUCUCUUGCAUCCAUCGAGCGCUUCUUCCGACCUGUGGGUGUGGACCGCAUUGUAGGAGUGGAUUUGGUUCCUGAGGUCUUCGAGUUCUUCAAGCACAAACUCUACACGCUGGAGCCUUUCGACAUCGACAAGAUUCACACUUACCGCGCGUCCAGCCUUGUCGGCGCGGAUGUGUCAAGACUGCACCGCGAGCUGUUGGCAGACGAAAGAGCAGACAAAGACAUCCGAUUCGACAUCAUUAUUGAUGACGGAGACCACAUUGGUGAAGCUAUGGUUCAAACAUUUCGCAACAUGUUCUUGCGUUUCCUGAAGCCUGGAGGCUAUUAUAUUAUCGAAGAUCUGAAUGAUUUGUACAACUAUCACAGCACACAGAUUCUGAAAGACUUUCUUUGGCAGCACCUGGUACCAGCUGGUCCGGACCAGUUUGAGAACAUGCCGAAGCACCUUUACAUGAAUACCAAGGAAGUAGCCUUGCAGUCAACCCCGGAUCCUUUUUUUCAAUGGGUUCACAGCGUGACGCUUCACGGUCGUACAUUUCUAAUAGUGAGGAAGCGUGUGGCAGUCCUGUAA
Messenger RNA from Symbiodinium sp. CCMP2592, 2106 nucleotides. The record is from the annotation of a GenBank genome assembly. Lineage: Eukaryota; Dinophyceae; Suessiales; Symbiodiniaceae.